Messenger RNA from Dovyalis caffra, 1983 nucleotides. Lineage: Eukaryota; Viridiplantae; Streptophyta; Magnoliopsida; Malpighiales; Salicaceae. The record is from the annotation of a GenBank genome assembly.
AUGGCGACGAAAGGAAGCGGCUUGAAAUCGACGUCCAUAAAUGGGGUGAAGAUGUAUAUGGUUUCUUCACAGCAACGCAAUCCCGCUUCUUGGGUUGGCUUCAAAAAGCAACGCCCUCCUCACAAAGAUAAAAAUUAUCAGCAAAAGAUAGAGUUGCUUCAAGAUUUAACGUUCCCAACUGCUACGAGUAGAGUUAAAGUGACCCCAGAUGGAGAAUUUCUUAUUGCAUCGGGAAUAUACCCACCGCAGAUCAAAGUGUAUGAGUUAAGAGAGUUUGCAUUGAAGUUUGAAAGACACUUUACUUCUGAGAUAAUUGAUUUUCAGAUAUUGGAUGAUGACUAUUCAAAGCUUGCAUUUUUAUGUGCUGAUCGUUCUGUUUGCCUACAUGCAAAAUAUGGGAAACACUACACUUUGCGAAUCCCAAGCAAGCUUCAUGGACUUGUUGCUUGUGGUGGUGAUGAUGGUGCUGUCGAAUGUUUUGACAUGAGAACAAAAUCUUCUGUUGGUCGAAUUAAUGCUGUUGAGCAUGGAGGUGAUAUUAACGAGGAGGUCACUGCAUUAAAGUUUGAUGAGGAUGGGGGUUUCACCAUGGCUGUUGGAAGCAGUGGUGGAAAGACAUUGUAUUGUAUUUUAUUUGUUGAGAUUACAUUAAGAAAGGUGAGUGUAUUGGUGCUGCUCUAUGACUUGCGAUCCUCACAUCCCUUGCGAGUGAAGGAUCAUAUGUAUGGCAGCGCGAUAUUGGACAUCAAGUGGCAUCGUACUCUCAAUUCUGAAAGACAGAAGCUUAUCACCACAGAUAAACAUGUCGUUAGAAUAUGGGACCCUGAGACGAGAGAUGGCAUGACAAGCAUUGAACCUACUGCUGGGACCAUAAAUGAUAUAUGUGUGUUCAGUAACAGUGGCUUGAUGUUCCUGGCUUUGGACUGCAGCCAGAUACCAUCUUACUUCAUACCGUCUUUGGGACCUGCUCCAAAGUGGUUGCCUAGUAUUGAAAAUCUAACGGAAGAGAUGGAGGAAGAAGCUCAAACAACCAUAUAUGAUAAUUUCAAGUUUUUGACUAAAGAAGAUCUUGAGAAAUUGAACUUAACAAAACUAAUUGGCACCGAUCUUCUAAGAGCCUCCAUGCAUGGUUUCUUUAUUGAUUAUAAAUUAUAUAAGAAGGCAAAACAAUACACGGAACCUUUUGAAUAUGAAACUUACAGAGAGCAGCACAAACAAAAGAAAUUGGAAGAACAAUUUGCCUCUCGGAUUACGAUUCCGAAAAAAUUGCCGAAGGUUAAUCGCAAACUUGCAGCCAGUAUCAUUGAAAAAGAAGCUGAAAAUGAACAGAAUGAUGCUGAUAAAAAUGAGACCAAGAAAGCAUCAAAGAAAAAGAAAGGACUUGGCCAUGAGAUUUUGGAAGAUGAUAGAUUUAAAGCACUGUUUGAAGAUAAGGACUUUGAAAUUGAUGAGCAUUCAGCAGAGUAUUUGGCUUUACAUCCUAUGGCUUCCACGAAGCAACCUUCUUUGGUGGAGGAGCAUUUUGAACCUCUGAUGGAGGAUGAAGAUCAGAAUUUGAGUGAUUCUGAUGCCUUGGCAGCAUCUCAGUCAUCUGGAGAUGAACAUAGCAAUGAAAAUAGAAAAGUGAAAAAGAAACCAAGAUUAUAUGAAGUAAAGGAUGCGAGGCAUGCUGAGGCUUUCUGGAACCGCGUAUCACUUGCAGAUGAGGACUCUCUUCCUCUUGGAGAGAGAGCAGCAGUUCUUGGAAAUAACCUGCAGACCUCUGCCAGAAAUAACAUAAAGUUUGGACCAGGAGGAUCUCGUGAAAUUUCCUUCGCUACACGAAGCUCAGCUACAUACAAAGAGGAUGGGGAUGACAAAGAAGAACGUCGUGAUAAGAGGAGGGGAAUACAAUCAUUGGGGCUGAAGUCAGCCAGAUCAGGGUUCAGAGGCAAUAGAAGAGGAGGGAGUAGGGGGAGGGGUAGAAGAGGAGGCCGGCACUGA